CCCUGCCCCGUUUCUCCCCUUCCUCCGCGGGUGAGCCAUUGCGAGAGAAGGGUUGUGUGGAAGUGGGGAGGAAAGUAGCGGCGGCGGCCUCGGGCCUGGCUAGAACGGGUAGUGUGUGUAUGAGGCGGAACUAAAACAGCCGGGAGGGAGUUGGGAGAGCGCCUGGGAACCGCCACCUUCUCACCUGGCGUUGCCCUCUCAAAGCGCUUCCGCCGCGGUUGAAGGCGGGGGAGGGGGUGCGGGCUGCCUGCUUGCUGGUGGCUCGCGAAGGUUUUGGGAGGGAUGUAUGUGUGUGCGCGCGCGCGCAGUGUCGUCUCUUCUCCUUCCCCCCCGCCCCUUUCCCACACCCUCCAUGAGACCACCGACUUCUUCCCUCUGCAGUAGAGAAGGCGCGGGUGAUACACCUCCUCUAGCUGGACCUUCUGCGAUCCUGAUUGGAAGAUGAAUAAUCUUUCUUUUAGUGAACUGUGCUGCCUCUUCUGUUGUCCACCAUGUCCAGGGAAAAUAGCAUCCAAACUGGCAUUUUUGCCUCCCGACCCUACUUAUACACUGAUGUGUGAUGAAAGUGGGAGUCGUUGGACUCUACAUCUUUCUGAACGAGCAGACUGGCAGUACUCUUCUCGAGAAAAAGAUGCUAUUGAAUGUUUCAUGACUAGAACCAGCAAAGGUAACAGGAUUGCCUGUAUGUUUGUACGGUGUUCUCCUAAUGCCAAGUAUACCUUGCUGUUCUCUCAUGGGAAUGCUGUUGACUUGGGUCAGAUGAGCAGCUUUUACAUAGGACUUGGUUCACGGAUUAAUUGCAACAUAUUUUCAUAUGAUUAUUCUGGAUAUGGAGCCAGUUCUGGAAAACCAACAGAGAAGAAUUUAUACGCUGACAUCGAUGCUGCUUGGGUAGCUCUUAGAACAAGGUAUGGAAUUCGCCCUGAAAAUGUGAUUAUCUAUGGUCAAAGCAUAGGAACAGUGCCGUCAGUGGAUCUUGCUGCUCGCUAUGAAAGUGCUGCUGUAAUUCUCCAUUCUCCUCUGACCUCAGGAAUGCGAGUAGCUUUCCCUGACACGAAGAAGACCUACUGCUUUGAUGCAUUCCCAAACAUUGACAAGAUCUCUAAAAUAACAUCACCGGUAUUAAUAAUCCAUGGGACUGAAGAUGAAGUGAUUGACUUUUCACAUGGCUUAGCUUUGUAUGAGCGCUGCCAAAGACCCGUGGAACCUCUGUGGGUAGAAGGAGCUGGACACAAUGAUGUUGAGCUUUAUGGACAGUACCUUGAAAGAUUAAAACAAUUUGUAUCACAGGAACUGCUGAACUUGUAAAUUGCUGUAUAUAGUUAUUUGCAGUUGAAUUUUGUUGCAGAAGUGCAGAUCUUGACAGCCACUGCAUAAAACCUGAUGGUUUUGUUUUCAAAUCAGGUCAGUUGCCUUCAUAUGUGUACAGGUGAUGAUUUGUAAACUUAAUUGAUGAAGGUUUUAUUACCAGUAUUAACUGGAACCAACAAAUGAGGGCAGAAAGCUUGUGUUGUUCAUAUAAUUUUGUGCAAGUUUACUUAGGCUACAUUUAAGUCAAUUUGCGCAUUUUUCUUAAGAUGUACAAAAAUCAUAGAAAACAAAGUGACAUUUUAAUUAUGUAAAAUCCAAUACUGUAAAAAGGUGUUGCCAAAUGCUUUAGCAUAUCAAACAAAUUUAUAUACAAUAUUUUUAAAACAUCUCAGAUUGUACUGUGACCUCUUCUGCUGCACAGGUAUAAUUGAAGCAGUUGUACAAUAGCCAUUACAUUUGAAGGAUAAGAAUUAGUAAUUAAAGCAACCACUGGAAUUUAUAGGCCCUGUUAUACAGGGAAAAAGUGAAAAUACGUUUAUCAUCCUUCAUGUCUUAUUCUCAAUGUUUCACUUUUCCUGAAUCAUUAAUAACCACAAAUGCUUAUUUGGCCAUUGUUAGUUUGCAAAACAAAGGCACAGAAUCUUGAUUCUUUUAUAAUCAUGCCUAUUAAUGGGGUUCAUACUAAAGCAACUAAACACAGUGGUUUCUCUGAAACUAGUAAGGGUGGGGGAAAUGUCUUUUUGUGGCCAUUUUGAAAUCAUAUAAAGCAGAUAAGAAAAAUCCUAAUAUUUAUCUGGCAUUUUUGUACAGCAAACAUGCAAAGUUGCAGUUGUCAUUUCUGAUUUUGAUUUGAAUGUUCGUGAGUGUGGGACUAAUUGUUUUUAGUUAUUACAAGAGUUCUACUAAUGUACUUCGUAUAGUGAAAUGAAUGUUGACAACUCAUAGUAAAAUAAGUUGCCUUUUCCCUUGAAUACAUUUUGCUUGAAUAAAAUACAGUAUAAAAUAGAUCUAAAAUGUAGCCUAAUUUGUAAAGAAAGUAAUACUCAAAUACACACUGUGCUUCUUAUUUUAAAGCCUUACAUAGUUUACUUGUUCUUCGUGUUUUUGUGAUUGUCUAGGAAUAUUGUAUAAUGUAUUAAUGUGUUAAUACUUGGAUUCAGAUGUGUUCAACUCAAAUAAGUGAAAUUCCCCACACUUGAUACUAAGAUCUUACUGAAAAACAUGAAUGCUAAGAUCCUGAUUAGUUUAUACUUUCUGGCAUGAAAAAAGCAAGAGAGCACAAUUCCUAAUAUGACUAACACAUCUUGCCAAAAUGUGCUGCUUCUAUUUACAUUGAUGUAUAUCUUCCCUCUUCAGAUAUCUGUUACUUCACCAUCAACUUCUGCUUUAGAGAGUCAGCCUGAUCCAAGACAUUCUGUUAAUGAUCAUCACUUUCACCUUAAGCAAAGUCAUGCCAACUUCUCAUUAAGCUUCCAAUAGUUUCUGUUUUUCAUAAACAAAGGACCGGACAUAUUAAGUAUACAUGGUAAACUAUGGAUUGUCACAAUGGGUAGCAUAUACAUGGUAGAGUUAAGUAGAUCUAGAAGUGUGCCAUUUGCAUAGAGUCCUCUCUGUUGUAAUUUAAUGCCAAAAUACAGUUGGAACAUGGUGUGGCAUAAUAACACAUUUCAUACUUCUCUCCACUCCGUGUGUGUGGAGGGGGGCAAAUUACUUCAGUUAGUUGUCUUGUACUGCUUAAACCACACAAACAUUUGUCCACAUGAUUCCCUAGAUGAGAAAUAUUGGAUUGACACUGCAAGUAACACCAGUUCUUAAGGAUGAACUCAUUUGGAGUUGUGCUAGAGAAGUUAAGCUGCUUUCUACUGUUACUGAUUGAAACAUGCACACAUUUCUAUCAAUUAAGAUUUUAUGAAACAUCAUGAUAUAAUUAAGUAAACUGGAUUGGCUCCAUCCAGACUUAGUCAUGUUGAGAGGAGACCUCUUAAGAUCAAGGUCUGCUGAUCAGAAGGUAGGUUCCAAAUAUGAUUACAUCUGGGUACAACUCAAUGACACCAAAAAAGAAAGAAAAAUGUCUGCACCAGCUUUGCUUUACACAUACUGAGAUUUUUACUUGGCAUAUAAAAUGAAGUGUCUGUGUAAACAUUGGUGGGUUACAGUACUACAGAGUAUACAUAGAUUCAUAACAUUACCUUUGAAAUUGUUGCUGAAAGUACUGGAACUAUUUUAUAGUGUGCAAUUCAGUUUUUAUAGACUUGAUCAGUAAAUCUGUUUGAAGUCCUGUUUUGCAAUACUAAAUUAAAGCUUAAUGGUCAGAAAUCUGUUAUGCUUCUGCAUAAAGCAAAUCAAAAGGUGUAAACUGCAGUGUGUCUUGGUUCAUGACUAGGAAAACUUUGACUUCUUAACUAGUGUCGAAUUUGCCACUGCAAUUUCCAGUGUUUGACUUAUACUGGUGUAAGCAAUUGGAUGCUGACUGUUUAUCCAAAAAUCUAUGUAGUUGAUAAUGUCAAAUUUCACACCAGUAUAUUUGCUUCAGCAUUCUUUACACCUAGAGAGUGUGCUAUAUUUUAAACAGCUAAUAACUUCCCUGCAGUGUUAUUUUCUAUUGUUUUUUUAUCCUUUGUUAAGUUAUAAAUGUAACAAACUUGGAGAUACCUUAACUGUUAUGUCUAUAGUGUUAAUUUUUUUCUAUUUUUAAAUGAAUAAAUAGCUUUCUAGUUUUUCAAAUUAAAAACUGCUCAAAUAUAGCUGAAAAAUUUUUAUUUCAAUCCAUACGAACCUUCAGAAAACAUUAAAUAUAAUUCAGGAUUUGUUUUCUUAUUUUAUUGAAAAAUACAGUUAUGUCACAUUUUUAUUCACAAAUCAGAAAAAUGAUAUAGGUGACUAUGUUGUACCUGCAUGAGAUGAACUAGAGCUGCAGCUGCUGCCUCUGUAAUCCAUGUGUGAAGUUCUGUGUAAGCUUUCUCCAGCCUAAUGCCUUCAAGAUAUUUUGAUUAGACCUUCUGUCAAUUUCCGCUACCAUGCCCAUUGACAGGAAAUGAUAGGGUUUAUAGUCCAGAACAUCUGGAGGGCACUAGGUUGGGGAAGGCUAUUCUUGUUUUUGGAUGGAAGCAGAUAUUUUCAGGCAACUUAAACAUUCACUGUAGGAUGAAUGAAGCUGUAUAAUAGUAAGUGGGAUUUCAUUAUGCAUGUAUGACAUUAUAUUUCAAAUUGUCCUUGUAAGGAAUAUGGGAUAAUUUGACUCAUUGUUUGGCUUGACAUGUCGAACACGCAGUUAUAUCCAGUUGAGAUUAUGCCAGAAUUUUACAAGUGUCUGCUUCAUGGUGUACUUAUCUGUAACUAUCUAGGAGAGUUUGCCAAUUAAUGUCUUUUUUUAAUCAACAGAAGAGAAAUAGGUUGCUGUACCUGGUAUUGCAGUAAAAUAUAAAAGGCUUCAAUAUCAUACAACUUUUACAGUUUGAGAAAUAGCAUAUUGCUAAUUUGUGAUGGCUAACCAGGAUAGCCACCUAGUGAUUGAGGUACAGGCUACAAAAUUACUGGUUUUUGGGUGGGGGAACCCUGUUUUAAAUUAAUAGGAUAAAACAAUAGUACUCAAGUAUAGGUUUUACACAACAAGACUUUUAGGAGGAUUUAAGUUGACCUUUUUUUGUCAAAAGUUAAGUACGGCUUCUAAAGAUUCUCUAAUGAUUAUACUAGAACUCUAGAUGGACGUUAAUAGUACAUCCUGCUAACAUCCAGUGUAACUUCUGCAGUUCCAAGUAUGAUCUGAUUCUAGUUCUGAGAUUUUUUCCCUAGAUUGCUAGUGAUAGUCUGAAUAAUUUCUUUAGUGCUAUAUGUUAAAAAAAUGCCGUUGACCAGAAGAGUUCUGCCAUCUUUGUGCAGGGAAGAAUGGAUUGGUGCUAAAAAGCAUUGUGAAGAGGGAGGCAGAGUCAAAUACAGACUUGAGGCCCUAUUCAGUCAUUAUUCACCAGGCUGCAGCCAAUACUACUAGGAGUCUCUUGCUCAAUCCCCUCUGCCAUUGUUUACUUCAUGUAAAGAGCUGGAGGAGAGAGGUUUCUGUUGCAGAGUGCCUGGCUGCACCCAAGAACAUGGGAAAGAUCAGUGACCUUGCUUGUGCAGAAUCUAUCUACAUGAACAAGAACUUCUUAUACGUUACUUUAUGUAUGAAGAAAGCAAUAACUGAGAGUGGGAGGGCUAAGUGAUACUGCUUGUAUCUUGGCUGUUUCAUGAUGAGUAAUGCCCAAGUAGGUCUUAGAAGACCUCUCAUUUCAGUCCAGGAACAAGCUGGGCAGACUUUAUAGUGUUCAUGACUUUGGGGGAACGCAGGGUGUUACUUGGAUCUUGCAACCUGAGAGCAGAAUGGAUACAGAUUGUCUGGCUUCUGGAUAAGCACUACCUCAAUCUGGUCUUGUUACUCUGGGAUAUUAAAGACUUCACAUUUGGAAGAAUUGAAUAUGGUGAAGGAUGUGUCACAUUAUUACAGAGUCUAAACCAGUCAAUGUGAAAUUUACACUUAACCAAAUAUUAACCUUAACUAACUACUUGUAUUCUUCCCCUUCUGUUAAGACUGGAUUAAUCCAAGGUUAGGUCUAAGUUUUUCCCAAUUGUUAAUCUUGUUUUAAAAUUUUGCUGAUCAUUGUACAUCAAGACAACUCAAUAAAGUCUAGCUUUUUACUA
Messenger RNA from Pogona vitticeps (central bearded dragon), 5985 nucleotides. RefSeq names its product abhydrolase domain containing 17B, depalmitoylase (gene ABHD17B). Gene Ontology annotation, biological process: protein depalmitoylation; regulation of postsynapse organization. Lineage: Eukaryota; Metazoa; Chordata; Lepidosauria; Squamata; Agamidae. Gene Ontology annotation, molecular function: palmitoyl-(protein) hydrolase activity. Gene Ontology annotation, cellular component: endosome membrane; plasma membrane. The record is from RefSeq and is a predicted model, not a curated record.